AUGUCUGGGCAGGCAGAUGCGGACGCAACGUGCUACCCGCACUAUGCCGACAAGUACUUCGAGUGUCCAACUCGAAGUUCUUCCAUCCUUUGGCUUGGAAUCGUAGAGGUUGUUUUCAUCGUGAUCUACGUGUCGGAGUGCGUGGCACGAGUCUAUGUGGAACGAGCCCGUUUCCUCUGCAGUUCCUGGAACGUGGUGGACCUCACGACAGUCCUCCUUGGCUGCCUUCAGCUGGCCCUGGCAGAUACAGUGAAUUUGAGCCUGCUCAGGUUGUCAAGGAUAGCUCGCGUACUGAAAGCAGUGCGGCUUUUUAUUUCCGUGCCGGAGCUGUACAUGCUAAUCGGCGGUCUAUAUUCAUCGCUGAAAGCCAUCAUUUUUGGGGCCAUCAUGCUUAUUGUGAUGAUUCUGGUUUGGGCAGUGGUGUCUGUGGAGAUACUACACCCCAUUGCUUCUGUGAUUGACUUUCCGGGGACGUGCGAACGAUGCUCAAGAGGUUUUGCUGACAUCUUUUCUGCUUCUGUGACCAUUUUCCAGCAGAUAGUUGCUGGAGAUUCUUGGGGCGCGAUCUCCAUCCCGCUUGUCGAGCGUGCUCCUGGAACUGCAAUCCUCCUCUUCGCCAUCAUGUUGACCAUAUCCGUGGGACUGAUGAACUUGAUCCUCGCGGUCAUUGUCGAAAGGGCAGCAGAGGCGCGGGAGAACGAUCAUGCCAAGAAACUCCAGCAAAAGGAAGCCGAGCGCAGCAGGAGCAUGGAGGAUCUGGUCCUGCUAUGUGCCGGGAUGGACAUCAAUGCAAAUGGCAUGAUCUCUUAUCAAGAGCUCUUGAAGGGUUAUGACAGGCUGAACGAUUUCCAGAAGCUGAUGGAUGUGAUGGAUAUCAAGCGAGACGAUCUAGAGUCCAUCUUCUAUGUCUUGGACGAGGACGGCUCUGGUGAGGUGUCAUACCUGGAGUUUUGCUCGAGCUUGGGGACCUUCUUCAAGCGCGAGCCCAUCAUUAUGCACUCACUCGUGCGCUACUCCGUCAUGGAGAUUCGUGCCUGGGGCUCUGGCUUUGAAUGCUUGAAGUGGAGUCAAGCCGUUUUUGACUCCCCGGAAGCACGGUUUGUACCGAGGACCGUCUUCAGCCAGGAGGAGCCUCGUAGUUUCUUAAAUCCGGCGCUGGACUCCGUGCAGCGAAUCGACCACCAGCUUCGUCUGCAUCUCGCCCGAGCAGAGGAGCUCGCAAGAGCUGCGGUGGAUCAGCUCGUCUCCACCUAUGCAGGCACGGGCUGGACCCAGGAGGUGCCCAAGCCGAAUCUACGAAGCUGCGGGAGACAGAGGACUCAGAGGACCAGAAGUCCUUCCAGGGAUCCGCGAGCUCAUCGAGGAUCAGGUGAGUCCAUCGAUGACAAGUUUGUCAGAAUUUGUGGAGGCUUCCGGGAGCGGAUGCAGGAGGCUGAAACUCUGCAGGAAGACUUCAGGAAAAUAGUGGUAUAUUUCAACUCCUUGCGUGCGAGUUGUACUGAUGGCGAAUUAAAGGACCUCAUGGAGGACCCGCACAUAGAAAAUAACUCCCUCUAG
This is a messenger RNA of Symbiodinium sp. CCMP2456, 1557 nucleotides long. The record is from the annotation of a GenBank genome assembly. NCBI's taxonomy places the organism in Eukaryota, Dinophyceae, Suessiales, Symbiodiniaceae.